This is a messenger RNA of Puccinia triticina, 411 nucleotides long. RefSeq lists its product as uncharacterized. The coding region runs from base 1 to 411 and encodes 136 amino acids. The record is from RefSeq and is a predicted model, not a curated record. Gene Ontology annotation, biological process: Arp2/3 complex-mediated actin nucleation; actin filament polymerization. The transcript has 2 exons. Gene Ontology annotation, cellular component: actin cytoskeleton; Arp2/3 protein complex. NCBI's taxonomy places the organism in Eukaryota, Fungi, Basidiomycota, Pucciniomycetes, Pucciniales, Pucciniaceae.
AUGUACUCGGCCCAGCCAGGCAAGUCUGUUCUCUACAUCCCCUUCGCCACAGUCAUCAGCUAUCAUGACCAGAAAUCUUCACCGAGCUCGCUUAGGCUGCAGGUCAAGCCAGCGGCGGUCCGCCUUCCCGGCGCGCUGGCUGUCUCCGCCGUCACAGCUCACAAGACCCCCGAAAGUUUGGCUUUGAUCCGAUUGGUUGAAGUCCUCAAGCGCAAUGCACUGACGGCACCCUUUGAACGCGCAUUUGAAAUCCAGAAGGCACUCAAAGCUAAUCCUUCUAAUCCUGAUGUGGCGCCCACCAAUUGGGACCCUAUGGCCCUCAAAUAUCGCCCAGAGGAAGCAAUCUAUGCGAAUAUUGACAUUGACGGGGUCACCGUCAUGUUCAGUACGACUUUUCAAGAGGAUACUUAA